AUGCAAAAAUCUCCCAAAAUUUCAGCAAUAAACCCGAAAUAUGUCCCGGUUCAAUACCAGCAACAGCAACAGAAGAAAUGGACUCCACUACCAUUCAAAAACUAUGUAGGUACCCAAUUUAAUGUGUCUCCAACCUCCAAGUUUUUUGUCAUCAAAUCUUACACCUUAUUAGAUGUGAACGCGUCUUUCAUCAAUAACAUUUGGGCAUCAACCGAGCUUGGAAAUAAGAGAUUAUCUUCUGCUUUUAAGAAAGCUGCUGACGAUCAGGGGGAAGUUUAUCUUUUCUUCCUGGUCAACGGUAGCGGCAAGUUUUGUGGGGUUGCCAAAAUGACCAGUGACUUAGAUAUGGAGAAGUCCAGCAAUAUAUGGUUUGAAACAAGUAAGUGGAAAGGAGUUUUUGAUGUUGAUUGGCUUAUGGUCAAAGAUAUUCCCAAUAAAUAUUUCCACUUCUUGAAGGUUGCAGCCAACGAAAAUAAACCUGUUUCUAACUCCAGAGAUACCCAAGAAAUCCCAUUGAAUAUUGCCCUUGAAAUGCUCAAAAUCUUUAGCACCUUUAAAACCUCCACUUCUUUCCUUAUGUGCUAA
Molecule: messenger RNA, 585 nt
Organism: Yamadazyma tenuis ATCC 10573
Lineage: Eukaryota; Fungi; Ascomycota; Pichiomycetes; Serinales; Debaryomycetaceae
Product: mRNA-binding phosphate metabolism regulator
Biological process (GO): mRNA destabilization
Cellular component (GO): cytoplasm
Molecular function (GO): mRNA binding; N6-methyladenosine-containing RNA reader activity
Source: RefSeq, a predicted model, not a curated record